ACCGAUCAAAGUGCAAGACUAUGUACACUAGGCCGUUUAAAACACAUUGACCUGCUUUAGAGAAAGUGGGUUUCAUUGCUCUACAAAGCAGGUGACGAGAAAGACUUAUUAAGAUGGCACGCAUGCCGUUGCUGUUCUUGCGAGGAAGCUACUAUGAAUGUGGUUUCCAAAAGGGCGAAUUCUUCAAGAGUGAAAUUCAAACUUACUAUGAAGAGCUAGAGCCCAAGAUGUCUGCCAUGUUAGAGUUCUAUCAUUCCAAAAAGGGGCGAGAUUUCUGCGAGGGUAUGAUGAAAGCUGCUCGUGAAAAAUACCCGCAAUAUGUUGAUGAAAAUAAAGGUAUUGCCGAUGGAGCAGGUAUCACUGAAGAAAAGGCCAUUAUGUCAAUUCUAUGGAGCCAACUUGAUGAUGCACUUGGCUUCGCGGAGAAAGAGAUUUUUGCGGCAUAUGGGAAAAGCAUAGCUGCUCAGGGAUGUUCAGACAUUUUCGUUAACAACGGCAAAGAGAAAAUCAUUGGCCACAACAACGACUGGGCUUCCAAUAUGAAACCAUUUAUCCAACUAGCCUACUAUGCAGAGUACACUCUGCCAAAUGGAGAUGUAGUGCCACCACAGACAUUAUUAGCAAUAGGGGGCCAUCCAGCAAAUAAUAAUUAUCCAACCCACGUUAAUCAAUACGGGAUGUGUGGGGAUAUUAACGUCUUGGUGUUCCCAAAUGAUGAACUGCCACCUAAGAAGUCAACAAGAAUGCAAGGGAGUUCCUGGGCCUCUGGCAUGGGCAUGGUGUCCUCACUUAACGAUCUUGCAAUCCUUGAUAAUAAACUAUGGUCCGGCGUUAAACUACCAUCGUUUAUACUGAAUCGUGCCAUGCAGCAUGCCAAGGACAAGGACGAUCUAGUGAGGAUCUUAACAGACCAGGGCAAUGGUAUUGGAUGGGGCUGGACGUUCUGUGUGAAUGCAGGCUUUAUUGAUGACCCUAAUUUAUACAAUGUUGAGGUUGGCCCAAGCACUGAAGCGAAGUCAUCUGUAAGCGUGGUCACUAUCUCACAAGAUAAAAUCAUCGAAAAGGAAACGGCAGGUGUAUAUUCACACUUCAACCAUGUAAAACACUUACCUGACAAAGGUAUACGGGUUCAACUCUGUGAUAUCCGUCAAGCCAGAUUUGAUGAAUUACCAACUCCACAUGAUUUGGAAAGUGUUUUGAAUAUAAUGGGAGAUGAAAAUCAUGAUGAUUUCCCGAUAUAUAGAGCAAAUGGAGAAGGCCAUCUGUGGUUCACGAACUGGUCAUCUGUAAUGGACUUCAACGGGAAAAGGGUGCUGGUUUACAAAGACAAUCCCAAAACAUCGGAACCAAUCGCUAUCCUGCCAUUUUCUUUAGUAAUGGAUGAUAAACCAUAAUAUAAGGGAAAUGAGUGGCACUAAUACGUAAUACACACCCAUUUUCUGUUAAAAUUAUCGACACCUUCGACAAAGACACAUGUAGGCCUACGUGAACACUAUUUAGAAAUCAUACUUUUUUACUACCCAAUGGCGCUACAGAACAGCAUUAUCAAAAGUAAAAUGACUGUAAUACAAGCCAUUGAAUUCGGUUAAAAUUCUCAUUUAUUUAAAAGUUUUGCUUGUCAUAAUAAUAUAAGUCUUACUACAUACUUGUAUCAACUGCAAAAUUGUACAACAAAUACAAUAUAGCAUAAUUUUACGGAAGUAGUUGUGGCAUUAUGGUACAGUACAGUAAAAUUUCUUCCUUACCAAACAGUUUUACAUAAAUUGCACCGAACACUGUCUAAGAGGAUCUAAAGAUACUGCUGUGUACCCCGUUGAUGCUUUGUGAAUUGAUCAAACUGUUUAUUUUAACAGCACUGCUGCACUUACAAAAGCCAAGUUUCUCCAAACCUCUCUUAAAAUCAAGAUGCAUGAUAUUGUAAAUGAAGAAAUUGAAGAAGCUAUUACAGAUACCAAGCCACAUUACGAUGUAUUCUGCUAAAGGGGGCAUCGGGGUGCCGGACACGGCUUGAUGUGUAUUCCAAAUGAUGCAAGGCAUCCACGUGAUUGAGAAAACGAGUACAAUACCACAUAUAACCUUCGCUGCUUUAAUGUUGCUUCUCCGGGUUGAUGCAUUUAGGCGUCGACGUCUACUUCCACGCAAGUCCAACUCAGAGAGGCGUUUACAGGUCCUGUUAGCCUUAAUUGCUG
This is a messenger RNA of Owenia fusiformis, 2189 nucleotides long. NCBI's taxonomy places the organism in Eukaryota, Metazoa, Annelida, Polychaeta, Sabellida, Oweniidae. The record is from the annotation of a GenBank genome assembly.